This is a messenger RNA of Tetrahymena thermophila SB210, 465 nucleotides long. RefSeq lists its product as hypothetical. The transcript has a single exon. Lineage: Eukaryota; Ciliophora; Oligohymenophorea; Hymenostomatida; Tetrahymenidae. The record is from RefSeq and is a predicted model, not a curated record.
AUGAUAGGGAGAGUGUUAAGAAUUUUAAAAGUUAAUACAGUUAACUCAAAAUCAUUCAUAGAAGUUUGUAAAUAUAAUUUCGGGUGCUAAAAGAAUAAAAAUAAAUUAGAAUCUCAUACAGAAGAUAAGAGUAUUCCAAAACCUCAUGUAGAUGGAACAGCAGCUGAGUUUUUUGGAAGAAAACCAACUAUUGAAGAGAUUUAAAAACUGUUAUCUCCUGAAGGACUUUUAAGUGAAAUUUAAUAUUAAGAUUAUGAAGGUGUAACACCUUUAGGUAAAUUUGAGCAAUUACAGCCACAAAAAAAGUAAAAAGAAAAUAUGACUGAAGAAGAAAAAAGAAAAGAAUACUUAGAAAAUAAUUUGAAUGAAUGGGGAAUGCCCGAAGAAGUAGGUUUUAAAGUUAAAGGUCCAGAACCUACAAGAUUUGGGGAUUGGGAAAGAAAAGGUAGAGUUACUGAUUUUUGA